AUGGACGAGGUGUCGGACGAGUCGCCGUGGCUACCUGCGAUCCUUGCCAUUGACUUUGGCCACCGAUUGAUACAGGAUGGCACGCUUUCACUCUUCCUCGUCUGCCUCAUCUUCUCGUGCUACUUCCUGUUUGGGAGCUGGCUGGAUCUUGCCCUCGUUUCAGUAGCCGUGGGGCUCAAGUCUGUCGGCUCUCUCGCCUCUUGGAUUCAUGAUUCGGCCUCCGCCCACGUCUCGCUGGCCUCUGCCUCUGCACUUCUAGCCGCCUGGCUCAUCUUCAAUACUGUGCGGUCAAGCUUCACUUCUCGAGAUGACAUCCCCUGGAAUGGUCCGGAAAUGCCCUACCUGAUACCCUGCCGAACUAUGCAUAGUCGACAAGUCCCCAAAAAGCAUUCCUUUUCAUAUUCCUACUUGGUCGUGGGCACUCCCGUGGGCUACAGCGGAAACGUGAAUGGCAUCGUCUCAGUCGACGUCCAGGAGCAGGCGCGCUCUCGGCAACCUGGCGCCCGGAUUCCAAAGGGCUGGUUCGACGUGGACGCGGCGGAUUGCCUACAGAGGGGCUAUGGUGAAGUCGGGCUGCGUGGGAAGUUGGACGGCUACCUCAAGUCACAGGAUAUCGAUCCUUCAGACUACCCGCACGCCUAUCUCAUCACAGUUCCCAGGUUUCUUGGAUAUCACUUCAACCCAGUCGCCUUCUGGUACCUCUACUCCUCCGACAAGGUGCUCUCUGCCAUUGUGCUCGAUGUCAACAACACGUUUGAUGAACGACGGACCUAUCUCGUGCUUCGCGCAUUUCCAAGGCAAGCCGACACGGCUUCGGCCUCCAAUGGCGCGGCGCAGUCGCGGAUUACAGCCUCGUGGCCAAAAGACUUUCACGUAUCGCCUUUCAACUCUCGCAAGGGGACUUACUCUCUCCUCGCCAGCGAUCCGCUCGGGCCUGACAUGAAAGGCUUCCACGGGCUGGACGUAACCAUCAACCUAGCAUCAUCAGCAGGCCAUCCGAAAUUCUUUGCUCGUCUCUUCUCCGAGGGUGAGGCUGUCGACCCGUCGCGGAUGAGUGCCAUGCAAACACUCAGGUUUCUCCUUGGCUGGUGCUGGGUCGGAUUCGCCACGUUUCCCAGGAUCAUCAGACAGGCUGCAGCCUUGUUUCUCAAGCAUAAACUUCAUGUCUGGUACCGUCCAGAGCCUCUCAAGACAACUCAAGGCCGACAUGCGGACCGGGUCGAAAAGGACUUGGAGCAUGUGUUUCGAAGGUACCUGCGGCACCUCGUCCAGCAAUCUCCAAAGGCCCUCUCGGUGCGAUAUCUCUCGAGCGGCAUCCCCUCCCUCGACUCCGAGGUCUUCAAGUCGUCAGCGGCAGCGGAUCAGCCCGGGGCGGCCGAGCAGUUCGAAAUCAGAAUUCUGACGCCAGUGUUCUACUCCCGUUUUGCUCAAUAUGCCCACGAUUUCGAAGGCAUCUUCAGUGAGCUGACGGAAAAUGGGACUGUGUGGGUGGACAAGCCGCACUUGCUGCCCGGAAUAUUCCUCAAGAAGGCAUCGUCUCCAUUACAAACGUCCAGCCUUACGGACUUUGCCGGCUUCAAAGCGAUACAAAGACUCCGUCGAAGGCCGGAAAAGAUUCCGCAAGCACCAACGACCUCGGCGGAUCCCCUGCGGCCGACGAGCCGCGCAAUCGAUAUUCGAGACUUUCGCAUCUCCUCCAUGGAUGCCUACGUGCUGGGGCAGGAUGACGGGAGCUUAAUUGCAACCUACCGGGCGGCGGUGCUUCGAGUAUUGAUAGCAGACCGCUUUCUCAUGGGCCAGACGGGCCUCGUCAAGACGGUCGAGUUUCUUGGGCACGCAGGCCUCGCAUGGACUUUGGUGUCUCUGAUGAUGCGCAAGAUGCGGUGA
Molecule: messenger RNA, 1887 nt
Organism: Hirsutella rhossiliensis
Lineage: Eukaryota; Fungi; Ascomycota; Sordariomycetes; Hypocreales; Ophiocordycipitaceae
Product: DNA-binding WRKY domain-containing protein
Exons: 2
Coding region: 1-1887 (628 amino acids)
Source: RefSeq, a predicted model, not a curated record